This is a messenger RNA of Endocarpon pusillum Z07020, 882 nucleotides long. RefSeq lists its product as uncharacterized. The record is from RefSeq and is a predicted model, not a curated record. Gene Ontology annotation, cellular component: plasma membrane. Gene Ontology annotation, molecular function: acetate transmembrane transporter activity. Bases 1 to 882 code for a protein of 293 amino acids. NCBI's taxonomy places the organism in Eukaryota, Fungi, Ascomycota, Eurotiomycetes, Verrucariales, Verrucariaceae. The transcript is spliced from 4 exons.
AUGGCCACAAAUGGCAACCCAAACAAUGAAGGAAUGACCGAGGCCAAAUUGGGCCUCAACGGAUCUCCAGAGAACAUGAACCAUGAAGAGCAUGAAACAGCCAAACGAGCAGCUAGACUCGGCUACGGACCCUUGGCCAAUGCUCGCACGAACGACUCCACCCGCCUCCCAGCUUUCGGAGGUGAGUUCCAACCUGGUCUGUACAAAGGAGUCGAGAAGCGAAAGUUCGCCAACCCAGCUCCUCUCGGUUUGUGCGCUUUCGCGCUGACCACUUUUGUGCUGAGCUUGAUCAACCUGGGUACUCUCAAUCUCUCUGCGCCGAAUGUUGUUAUCGCAAUUGCAUUUGGGUAUGGGGGGCUCGUACAAUUACUUGCCGGCAUGUGGGAAAUGGCUGUUGGCAACACGUUCGGCGCAACAGCUUUGUCAUCAUAUGGCGGAUUUUGGCUGUCAUUUGCCAUUAUCUUGACUCCUGGUGGCUUUCAAAUCGUUGCAACUCUCGAAGAAGAGGGUGGCGUCCAGGCUUUUCACAACUCGUUCGGACUCUAUCUUUUCGGCUGGUUUAUCUUCACCACCAUCCUUCUGAUCUGUACACUCAAAUCAACUGUUGCUUUCUCUGCUUUGUUCUUUACUUUGGACCUUGCCUUCCUCUGCCUCGCCAUUUCCUUUAUGCAAAUGGAUGCUGAGGGCAAUGUACAUCCACAAUUGACUAUUGCCGGUGGUGUAUUUGGUCUUCUGGCGGCCUUCUUGGCCUGGUACAAUGCUCUGGCCGGUCUUGCAGAUACUUCCAAUAGCUUCUUCAUCAUCCCAGUUGCACACUUUCCGUGGUCCGAGAAGGGCCGUGAAAAGAGAGGUCUCAACUCCGACAAAGGUCACUCCGCCUGA